This is a messenger RNA of Corylus avellana, 1431 nucleotides long. The record is from RefSeq and is a predicted model, not a curated record. NCBI's taxonomy places the organism in Eukaryota, Viridiplantae, Streptophyta, Magnoliopsida, Fagales, Betulaceae.
UAUUCAGGCUUUUCCCUUCUCUUUGCUCCAGAUACAAUAAAGAAUCUUCUUCUUCUUCAAUGGGUUUCCAUUUCCGUGAUUGCGUAGAUUGCAGGGCUUCCCUGAAGCUCCUGGAACAACUUCCAACCCCAGUUAUACCUCGCCUCCCGUUCCCAUUUCACCAAAUCAUUCUGAGACUGCCUGCUAAAAUUUUCAUCUUCCAUUUCAUUCUCAAGCCUCAACGAUCGAAAGCGAAAUGGCUGUGCCCGAAGUAAACAAGAAACUCCUUGAACAACUUGAAGACAUGGGAUUUCCAAGGGCACGGGCAACACGAGCACUUCAUUAUUCUGGCAAUUCUAGCUUAGAGGAAGCUAUAAAUUGGUUCGUUGAUCAUGAAAAUGACUCAAACAUUGAUGAGAUGCCAUUGGUAGCAGUGGACAUUGACGUUGACUGUCAAUCAUUCCAUAUCACAGAACAAAUGAGAAUAAAGGCACAGGAACUAAGGGAUCGAGUGCGCAAGAAGAAAGAAGAAGAAGAAAAGAAAAUGGAAAGACAAAGGGAGCGGGAGAGGAUUCGAGCCAAUAAGGAACUGACUGAGGCAAAGAGAACUACAGAAGCAAAUGAAAGAGAACGUUAUUUAGUCUCGUGGAAAGCAGAGAAGGAGGAGGAGAAAAGAGCAAGGGAGAGAAUUCUGCAAAAACUAGAGCAGGAUAAGGUAGAAAGAAGAUUUGGAGUUAGAUUGCCACCAGAAAGGCUUGCAGCUUUAAAAUCGUCUCCUCUGCAGGGAAAAGAGUUGCAGAACUCAGUUCCUGUGAAAUCUGUUACAAAGGCUGAGCAAAUGAGAGAAUGUUUAAGGUCUCUUAAAUGUAAUCACCAGGUAAAUGACUUCGCUCUGUUUUUUCCAACAUGUUCACAAACCAGAUCUGGGUCCUUGUACUUGACUUGCACUAAGGAGAGGAAUUUCACAACGAAAUGUUGGCAUAAAUGAAAGAACAUCAUAUAUCCAGUCCGUUUAUAUGUUUAUUUAUCUAGCUCUGCAAAACGUGACUAUAAGUAAUGUUCACAUCAAUUUUCUUGUUGUCUCUAAUCGCUUCGUGUCUUUGAACAAGUCCAGAAAGGACCUUAGGAGCCCUAGUGGAGUUUUAAGUAUAUCAGUUAUCUAUUUCAUUGGAGAUUACUCCAAAUUCAUCACAUUAAGUGCAAGGUAGUUUCCUAAACUAGUUUUUGUCUACUUUAUGCAGUAGGUUAAAUAAUGCUUCUUACGCAGUAGGUUAUAUAUGAAAUUGUUCAAAAAUAAAGUGGAACCUUGAAGUUUCCCAAGGAAAAUAUCUGUUAUAGGGGACUUCUUGCCAAUGAAACUAGGCUUGCUCAAAUUUGAGCAGAGGGAUUUUGGUGUAUCGUAAAUCCAUUGGGUUAAAGAUGUCUAUAAGUAAUGGAUUUCCUAUGUACCAG